Molecule: messenger RNA, 1041 nt
Organism: Oncorhynchus masou masou (cherry salmon)
Lineage: Eukaryota; Metazoa; Chordata; Actinopteri; Salmoniformes; Salmonidae
Product: dual specificity protein phosphatase 14
Biological process (GO): protein dephosphorylation
Cellular component (GO): cytoplasm
Molecular function (GO): MAP kinase tyrosine/serine/threonine phosphatase activity
Source: RefSeq, a predicted model, not a curated record
CGAUUGUGUUUUCAGCAACCGGUAACUGGGUGGGUUCUUUAUAUGCGCUACAGUCAAUUAUGAUUGCAUGUCUACUUAUAUGAACUAUAUAAUUAUUAAUAUACACCUAUUGUAUGAUAGCUAGCAAAUUAAUUAGCUAACUAACAUUAGCCUGCCUAGCUGGAACCUCAAGAAUUAAAAUAUUUUAUUUAUACUAUUUCCAAAAGCUAACCAAACAAAAACAUUACUUUUACGAGACAUGUUUUUGCAUUAGUAGCACCAUUUCUAACUUAUUUACAUGUUGCAAACUUCCCUGCUUGGCUAAUAAUUUGGACCGACGACAAAUAUGGCCGCGGGAUUCCCCCCAAGGGCACAAGGCGAGGUGAGACAGUUGGGCAGCUGUCAAUGUCCAUUCCCCAUGUCAUUCUCCCAGAUCACCCAGUCUUUGUAUCUGGGUGGUGUGGACACAGUCUUCAAGCCCACCGGUCUCUACAGUAGGAACAUAACUCUGAUUGUCAACGCCACUGCAGAGUACCGUCCUCCGUAUGAGGGGGUGGAGUGUUUCCAGGUACCCGUACUGGACCAGCCUCACGCCCCCCUGGCCUGCUACUUCGAUGCUGUUACAGAACUUAUCCAUAACAACCACUCAGGGAGUACGCUGGUCCACUGCACUGCAGGCCGGAGCCGUUCACCUACCCUAAUCAUGGCUUACCUGAUGCGGUAUGAGGGGGUAUCACUGCGCCAGGCCCAUGAGUGGGUCCUGAAGUACAGGCCUCAUAUCCGACCCAAUGCUGGUUUCUGGAGGCAGCUGAUGGAGUAUGAGAGGAGGCUCUAUGGGAAGAAUACUGUGAGGAUGGCAGCUACCUCCUGUGGUGUGCUGCCUGAGGCUCUGGAUGGACAGGAGGCUAUUUACUGUGUGAAUGGCUGAUGGUAUGUGUCCCAAAUGGCACCCUAUUCCUUAUGUAGUGCAUUACUUUUGACGAGCCUAAACUGAAAAGAGUGCUAUUUGGGAUUUGUCAUAGAUGUAUAUGAGAAAAUAAAACAAAUUGCUAUAAAAAAUAU